AUGAUAUAUUCUUUUUAUAUAUUUCACCGAAAUCGCUGCAUCUUUGUUGCUCAGUACCCCCACAGAGGCACAGGCACCGCCUUGGUUGCUUCAGACUCUGCAGCAGCAGCAGCAGCAGCAGCAGCACCGCAGCAGCAGCAGCAACAGCAGCAGCAGCAGCAGCAGCAGCAAGGGGUAUCAUCGCAUCAGGGUUCUGCUUCACCCCACAACUUAUCUCUGCAGCGAACCUCAGCAGGCUCAGCUCUUGUCUCAGCUCCUGUAGCAGCAGCAGCAGCAGGACCAGCAGCAGCAGCAGCAGCAGCAGCAGCAGCAGCAGGAGGAAGGCUGCAGCUGUACCCUUCUUUAGACCCUCUAUCAGGGGGGGCCCCCGGGGGCCCCCUAACAAAAAAACAGCAGCAAACGGGGAGGCUGCUGUCUGGUUUAUUAUAUUCUAUGCGGCGGUUCUGUGAGCAGCUGGGCCCCUCAAUCAGCAGCAGCAGCAGCAGCAGCAGCAGCAGCAGCAGCAGCAGCAGCAGCAGCGGUAUAAUAAACCGUAGCAGUUUCAAUACAUUUUCAACUCCUGAUUAUAAACUACAUUAUUUAGAGACAGCAACAGGGCUUAUCUUGCUUCCUUGCCUGCCUGGGAAUCCUAAGGCGGAGGACGCGUUCGCGACGUCUUUGUAUGAGCAGCUGCCGGAGGGGCAUCCUGCUGCUGCUGCUGCUGCUGCAGCAGCAGCUGCUGCUGCUGCUGCAGCUGCUCGUCAGCAGCAGCAGCAGCAUGGGGUGGCAUCUGUUGCUGUUGCAGCAGGAGCAGCAGGCGCAGCAGCAGGACGAAGAGGAGGAGGGUCUGAAUUGCUGCUGCUGCAGCAGCAGCAGCUGCUGCUGCAGCGAGCAGCACAGCUGCAGCAAGCUUCUUUCUUUGAGCUGCUGGCGCAGCAGAAGCUGCUGCAGGGUUUGUAUGCUGCUCUGAAGCAUUGUGUUGCUACUUUAGAUGCAUUCUACACAGAGAACACUCCUGCUGCUGCUGCUGCUGCUGCUGCUGCUGCUCCUGCUGCUGCUGCUGCUGCUGGCGGUGGGGGUGGUGGUGGUGGUGCAGCAGCAGCAGCAGCAGGAAGAAGAAGAACAGCUGCGGCGCAGCAGGAGCCUAGCAGCAGCAGCAGCAUCGUUUGCGGAGAGCUUUUACUGCAUAAAGAGAGAAAACAGCAACCUCUUCUCUCUCUAUGCGAGUCUCAACCACCCCCAGCUCACCAGCAGCAGCAGCAGCAGCAGCAGCAGCAGCAGCAGCAGCAGCAGCGGGGGGAGAGGGAGGGGGAGGGGGCAGCAGCAGGAGGUGGUAGGAGGGAAAGAGGGGUUGCCGUUGAUGCUGCCUGA
Eimeria mitis is the source of this 1350-nucleotide messenger RNA. RefSeq lists its product as uncharacterized. Gene Ontology annotation, cellular component: TRAPP complex. Bases 1 to 1350 code for a protein of 449 amino acids. The transcript is spliced from 4 exons. Lineage: Eukaryota; Apicomplexa; Conoidasida; Eucoccidiorida; Eimeriidae. Gene Ontology annotation, biological process: vesicle-mediated transport. The record is from RefSeq and is a predicted model, not a curated record.